CAGGGAAAGACUUCCAUGACAGUCUUAGCCACAGUUCAGACUGUAUUUGUGGACCCAUCAUUGUUAGCUCUCUACGUGUACGAAUACCUGCUGCACGUGGGAGCACAGAAGUCAGCACAGACCUUCCUGUCCGAGAUCCGAUGGGAGAAGAACAUUACGUUAGGAGAACCCCCAGGGUUCCUCCACUCCUGGUGGUGCGUCUUCUGGGACCUGUACUGCGCCGCCCCCGAGCGGAGAGAGUCCUGUGAACAUUCGAGCGAGGCCAAGGCCUUCCAUGACUACGUGAGUCCUCCACGGUUCACUUCUCCCGUCUCGUUUUUUUUCCCCCUUCCCCCCCCCCUUUUCUUCUUUUUCUUCCGUCUCCGAAACCCUCGACUUCGCCUCCCUCCAUUCAGAUGGCCACAUUUGUCGGGGGGUCUUGUUUCUCUGCAGAGCUACGGAGGGGGCAUGCGCCCCCCCCUGAACGCCCUGGUGGGCCCUGGCAUGCCUGGCAUGAACAUGGGCCCUGCUGGAGGGCGACCCUGGCCGAAUCCCAACUCCAACUCGAUCCCCUAUUCCUCUGCGUCUCCUGGGAGCUAUGUGGGUCCACCUGGAGGAGGGGGGCCACCAGGAACACCCAUAAUGCCCAGCCCAGCAGACUCGACCAACUCUGGUGACAACAUGUACACCAUGAUCAACGCCGUCCCUCCUGGGGGAAACAGGCCCAACUUCCCUAUGGGUCCAGGGGGUGAGGGGCCCAUGGGAGGGAUGGCUGGAAUGGAACCACAUCACAUGAACGGUUCUCUAGGAUCAGGUGACAUGGACAGUCUCCCCAAGAACUCCCCGGGCAACCUGAGCAUGAGCAACCAGCCGGGGACCCCCAGGGAGGACGGAGAGAUGGGGGGGAACUUCCUCAACCCCUUCCAGAAUGAGAGCUAUUCUCCAAACAUGACGAUGAGUGUGUGAAGGGCAAAGGGACAGGUCGGAGUGCUGGUCUAACAGCAGAGCGGAUCAGUUGAAUGCACAUGAGACAGGAUGUGGUGUCAUCUAGGCCGGUGUCUCUUCCUGGAUCUGGUCCAAUCAAUGGACCCUGGCCCCCUCCUCCUCCUCCUCCGCCCAUGUCUGUCUCUUCUCCUCCAAUUUUUUUCCUCCCUUGUUUCAAGGUGUGACGCCCCCCCCCCCACCACACACACACACACACACAAUCCCCCUCUCCCCCAUCAUCGAAACUCAUCACCUCCCCAUGUAUAAAGGAACCUAACUCCACUGAGCAGGAGACGACAGACUCUCUGUAUAUUUAUGUAUGUAUGUGACACAUUCCCGCGAGCUGGCAUCGAAACAGAAGGCCGUUCCUUUCCUCCUCCGCCGUCUUGUGAAAAAAGACUCUUCUGCCUGUGUAGAGACUGGAGCCCAGCCCUCUCAUGAGGAGUCUCGAGAUUUUGGAUGGACACGUGGACGAUUUCUCUAUUGGCUGAUUUAGGAAGAAAAGAAAAAAAAACGAAACUGAUUGGAUCAUUUCAGAGCACCCGGGUGACUGUCCCAGCAAACCCCUCGCUUCUCAUUGGAUGAAGAAGAUGAAGACGUCAAUUGCGGUCUCUGGUCGGAGUGGGCUAUGAGGCAACGGGUCACUUCGGAACUCUACUUCUAUUUUCACCACCCGACCCUGAGUAUAGUGUCCAGUGUACAAAGAAAGACAGGAAACGGAGAGAAAGAUCGAGGGGUGAAGGGAUCAGGCGCGAGAUCUCCUCUACCAGACCGAUGGUCAGCUGUUUUCACGUGCGCUCGGCCGAACGCCAGCUCGGUUCGUGUUUGUUCGUUUGGGUCCCUUUGGUUUCCUGUGUUGAGCGUUCUCAUGCCUUGUAUCUCGUUGUUGUUUUUGUUGUGUUCACUGCAGCCUAUGAGUUUCCCGAGGAUUGUGUGCCUAGACAUGGCACACAGUAACGUGUAAAAAAAACAAACCUGUUUAUAAUUGUUCAUGUGAGACUGAGAAGUACAACCCGAGGUCAGACCCUUUGAUGUCUCGUCAGAGGAACGAUUGUUGAUUGAGAGAAUAACAGAAUGAACCAUACCAUAUCAUUCUUAGGAUGCGAUGGCAGUUGGAGCCUAGAGAAACGUGACAUUUAUUCCUACAUGUGCUAGAUGCAGUCAGUCUCUUAAUUUAUUACUGUCAUCCGGAGAAACUGUGAUCUUACUGUUAGUAAAGGGGAGUACUGUAGACUUGUUUUUAUCAUGAUUUGAAAUCCGAUUCUCUGCCCAUGUUAGAUUACCCAGUGAGCAGAAAAAGCUAUUGAAAAAAAAAAGAGUCCACUUCUCAGACUCUUCGAGGAAAAUGUACAGUUCACAAAUGUAACUCCAUGCUAAUUGUAUUUGCAUUAUUUAAAUGUCGAGAGGAACAGAGACUAAGGGGGAAGGAGUUUGGCACACCAUCACUGAAAACACAAACAGGAUAAGUUUGUUUUAAUGUUCAUUUGAAGUCACAAGUGAGAUUACAGAGAGAGGCAUAUGUACAUUUGAAUCUACAUACUCUGUUUCUUUGUUCUGGUUUUGGUGGAAUUCCAUUAGUGAGAUGUCCAUUUUGUUUCUUUUUUUUUUAAUCUCAUGUUAUGUUUUUGUAAAUACACUGAGAAGUACUAUAUGGGUUUUGAAUAUGCUAUAAAGCUUCUCUUCGCUCAAA
This is a messenger RNA of Osmerus eperlanus (European smelt), 2653 nucleotides long. Its product is annotated as single-stranded DNA-binding protein 2-like. The record is from RefSeq and is a predicted model, not a curated record. Gene Ontology annotation, molecular function: single-stranded DNA binding; protein binding. The transcript has 14 exons. NCBI's taxonomy places the organism in Eukaryota, Metazoa, Chordata, Actinopteri, Osmeriformes, Osmeridae. The coding region runs from base 16 to 945 and encodes 309 amino acids. Gene Ontology annotation, biological process: positive regulation of transcription by RNA polymerase II. Gene Ontology annotation, cellular component: nucleus.